Molecule: messenger RNA, 1603 nt
Organism: Durio zibethinus
Lineage: Eukaryota; Viridiplantae; Streptophyta; Magnoliopsida; Malvales; Malvaceae
Cellular component (GO): cytoplasm
Source: RefSeq, a predicted model, not a curated record
ACAAAAAACACCUUUCAAAAUCGGCAAUCCCUAUCUCCUUCCACCGCCAUGACUUGAUCUCAACAUCCCUCCAAAAACCCUAAUUCACAUUAUAAAACUGAAGAAUUAGAAAAGAAAAAGAAAAGAACUUUUUUUUUCCUUUUCCAAUUGAAUUGUGCAGGGUUCCAAUGGAUUUCUUUAAAUCUGUAUUCUCGGACGAUGUCCAACCCCAAUCCUCCGAUCCACCCACGGAUCCGACUCCGAACCCGGGAUCAUCCUCCUCGUGGAGCUUCGGCGGCCUAAUGAAAGCCCUUGCGAACAGGUCGGAAUCCGUGAUCGAAUCCUACCGAAAGGACCUCCAGGAAUUCGGGUCCGGGUUAAAGAAGGAAACCGAGAUUAUCAAGACCGUAGCCUCACGUGCCGUCAACGACUCCCUCGAGGUCGGCGCUUCCGUUGCUCAGGAAAAGCUCGAGUCGGUGGGACAGGCUAUUGAUGACAUCGGUAGCUCCGUUUGGAAAUCAACGGCUCAAAUCAUCUCUCACGGUAAACACACGUUCUUAUCACCGCCCGACGGUGAUAAUUAUGAUUCUGAAAAUUCUAAUAAUACAAAAUUAAAUGUUAGUAAUAAUAGCAUUAAUGAAAAACGGUACAAUCGUUUUGAGAUGCAAAUUCGAGCGCUUCAAUCAGAUAAAAGUACAUACUGUAUGGGACCAGAGGAUUUGGAGGAUUUUGAGAAUUGGAAAUUAGGGUUUAAUUUGGAAGAGAAAAAAGGGGAAAUUGAGGAUUUGUUAAAUGAAAAUUUAGUUAUUCAAGAUAUUUUUAAAGAGGUUGUUUCUGAUGAAUUAGAAUAUAAGAGAUAUUGGAGUAAUUAUUUUUAUAAGUUGAGUAGUCUAAUAAAAACAGAGGAGGCGAGAGCUAAGCUUGUUAAACGCGCAAUUUCGGGGGAGGAAGAAGAGGAUUUGAGUUGGGAUAUUGAUGAGGAUGAUGAGGAGAGUAUCGGGAAUGUAGAGAGUGAGAAGAAGAGUUUGAGUGAAGAUGGUGGUAAAUGGUCAAAAAAUGAUGAAGAGAAAUCAGGUUCAUGUAAGGAUAGUGAUGUUUCGGUAGUUUCAAGCCAGCUGUCUAUGCCUGAGGAGGAAGGAUGGGAUGAGAUUGAGGAGAUUCAGAGUAGUGUCGACAAUAAAGGGGAAGAUGUUGGGAGUGCUAAUAGAGCUGAUCUGCGUAAGCGGCUCAGUGUUGCGGAGGAAGAGGAUUUGAGUUGGGAUAUCGAUGAUGAUGAUGAGGAUCAGCCUGUUAAAGCUUGAUUUAAUAUUGAUAUCUGAAGGGAAAGAAAAUCAAGUGUUAAAUAUUAGUAGUAUCCAGGUAUUUUUAAGAUGAUUUUUUUUAAAUUAAAAUUUUAUAGUUUACAUAUAAUAAAAGAUUACCUAAACAUUGUAGUCCAUUUGUAAAUAAUUCUCAGUGAUUGGAUUCAAUUAUAUAAGUCUUUUUUUUCUUUAAAUGUUCAUAAAUAUACAUCAGUUCUAUGUGAAACAUUUGCAGAAUUGUGUUUGUUCAAAAUAGUAAUUCUAUAACUUAUGUGUUUGUUCUAAAUAUUAAAGGCUAUGAUCAAUAAACGGUGAAUGUGGUA